Molecule: messenger RNA, 663 nt
Organism: Penicillium vulpinum
Lineage: Eukaryota; Fungi; Ascomycota; Eurotiomycetes; Eurotiales; Aspergillaceae
Product: putative 2-hydroxychromene-2-carboxylate isomerase
Exons: 4
Coding region: 1-663 (220 amino acids)
Biological process (GO): glutathione metabolic process
Cellular component (GO): peroxisome; mitochondrion
Molecular function (GO): glutathione peroxidase activity; glutathione transferase activity
Source: RefSeq, a predicted model, not a curated record
AUGGCCGGCUCCAAGAUUACCUGUUACGUCGACAUCGUCAGCCCCUUCGCAUAUAUUGCGUUUCAUGUGCUGCAGAAUUCACCCGCCUUUGCGAAAUGCGAAGUCACAUAUGUGCCGAUGCUACUCGGAGGUUUGAUGAAUGCAUGUGGCAAUAGCCCUCCAAUCAAUAUUACAAAUAAGAAAGACUACUUGGGUCGCCAGCGACUGCGAUGGGCGAAAUACUUCUCAGUCCCGAUUAUUGAGGGAUUCCCUAAAGGCUUCCCCUUCCGCACACUAUCUGUGCAACGUGUGCUAUGCGCAAUCUCCCAGAAAGCACCAGAAAAUCUCGCUCCGGUCAUUGGGGCGCUAUUCCAUGCGAUCUGGGUUGAAGGCAGCACAACCAUCGCGGAACCCGAAGGCUUUACUCCCGUGAUCGAGAGUGUACUUGGCAAGCAAGAGGCGCAUGAGAUGAUUUCUGCUAUGAACAAUCCAGACGUCAAGGCCCUUCUAAUCGCAAAUACCGACCGGUCCUUUGCUUCGGGAGCGUUCGGGUUGCCGUGGCUCGAGUGCACGAAUUCUAAGGGUGAGACUGAGGGUUUCUUCGGCGUCGAUCAUUUGGGCCAAGUGGCUGAUUUCCUGGGUUUGGAUCGCGCUCUCGACAAAGGAUUCAGGGCCGCUCUUUAG